GUCUGCCCCCUUUGUGUGUUUGUGAGGAUGUUAGCUAAGCUGUGCCUGUGAGGUUGGGAGAGAGAGAAAAGGGGGACGGAGCCGCGUGUUUUGGGUCGUUGACGGCUCGUUUUUGAAUUUCGCUUAUUAUUGGCCCCGCCGGCCUUGAAUGAAUGAAGACUAAAUGACGACAACAGCUUGACUUGUGUUCAUUGUUGCACCGCGCGCGCGAGAGAGUGAGGCACGGAGAGCACACCUCGACCCGGGACUAAACACACAACCUACUCGCCCACCACCCCUCCCUUCCUGGACACCCCCGGUCCAUUCUCCAACGGUCCCACGUCAUUUUCCCUCCUCCCUCGUCGACCGAGGAGCAAGGUUUAGGAGGGAUUAAUUCGACCAGCAAGGAAUACAAUUGAAGCGCUGGGGAAAAUGUCGUGCAGCGAGGACGACAGGGACGACUUUGGAGCGGACGAGCGCUCACUUCUCCACGAUGAGGACGAGCCGGAGGAUGCUGCGUCUGACGUAGACGAGGUGCCGAAGACGAAGAAGAAGAAGAAGGCGAAGAAGAGCAGCCGAGAGAGCAGGAGCAGCAAGAGGCAGAGGCCCCCGAGAGAGGAGUUGCACGUCAGCUCCCCAGAGCACCUGAUUGGCAUUGAAGCAGCAGAGAGAGAUGCAGACGAGGGAGGUGUGCGGUCAGAGAGUGAAGGAAGUGAUUAUGCCCCCGGGAGGAAAAAAAAGAAACGCUCCGGCUCUGCCAAAGACAAGAAGAAAGGAGGUACAUCAGCAGAGAAAGGAUCAUCCAGCUCAAAGAGCAAACGCAAAGAGCCAGAACCAGACGAGGAUGAGGAUGAGGAUGACGAUUGUCAGCCUAAAAGCUCUGCCCAGCUGUUUGAGGCCUGGGGCAUGAAGGACAUUGACCAUGUCUUUACUCAGGAAGACUACAGCUCCCUCACCAACUACAAGGCCUUCAGCCAGUUUGUCAGGCCUUUAAUUGCAGCCAAAAAUCCCAAAAUUGCUGUGUCUAAGAUGAUGACUUUGAUGAUGGCUAAGUGGAGGGAGUUCAGCACAAACAACCCUCUGAAGGGUUGUGCCACUGCCAAUGCAGCUCUGGCAGCUGCCAACGUGGCUGCAGUUGUGGAAAACAUGGUGGUGGCAGGGACAGAGGGGGGGUCAGAAACCGUUGCUGCUACUUCACUAACAACUGCUCCUACUCCUGUCGCUGCUUCGACACCUGCUGCAGCACCAGCGGCCCCGGCACCUCCACUCCGCAAAGCCAAGACCAAAGAGGGCAAAGGCCCCAAUGCUCGCAAGAAGUCAAAGCCUGCGUCUAAGCCUCCACCGAAGCCCAAACCCAAGAAGGUGGCACCACUCAAGAUCAAGCUUGGGGGACUCAACAGCAAGAGGAAACGCUCCUCUAGUGAUGAAGAUGAACAAGAUGUGGACAGUGACUUUGAUGAUGGGAAUUUCUCAGUGUCAGAUGGCUCCAGCCGCAGCAGUCGUCUUAAGAAAAAGCCCAAGAGUGCAAAGAAAAAGAAGAAAGUGGAGACGGAGGACGGCGACGGCUAUGAGACAGACCACCAGGACUACUGUGAAGUGUGCCAGCAGGGAGGAGAGAUCAUUUUGUGUGACACCUGCCCCAGAGCUUAUCACAUGGUCUGUCUGGACCCUGACAUGGAGAAAGCACCAGAGGGCAAGUGGAGCUGCCCACACUGCGAGAAGGAGGGGAUCCAGUGGGAGGCCAGGGAUGAUCUCUCUGAGGGCGAAGGAGAGGAUGAGGAAGACAGGAGAGAUGAAGGAGUGGAGGAGGAAGACGACCACCACAUUGAGUACUGCCGGGUGUGCAAGGAUGGAGGGGAGCUGCUUUGCUGUGACACCUGCCCCUCCUCCUAUCACAUCCACUGCCUCAACCCUCCUCUCCCUGAAAUCCCCAAUGGAGAAUGGAUCUGCCCCCGCUGCAAAUGUCUACCAAUGAAGGGAAAAGUCCAAAAGGUCUUGACUUGGCGCUGGGGAGAGCCGCCAGCUCCCACACCUGUUCCACGACCUGCUGAUCUUCCUGCUGAUGCUCCUGAUCCGAAACCCCUGGUGGGCCGCAGGGAGAGGGAGUUCUUUGUCAAAUGGUGCAAUAUGUCCUACUGGCACUGCUCCUGGGUGCAGGAGCUACAGUUGGAGCUGAACUGCCAGGUGAUGUUUCGUAAUUACCAGAGGAAAACAGACAUGGAUGAACCUCCGCCUGUGGACUUUGGAGGCGAGGGUGAUGAUGAUAAAAGCACAAAGAGGAAGAACAAAGAUCCUCUUUUUGUCCGCAUGGAAGAGGAAUUUUACCGUUAUGGAGUUAAGAUGGAGUGGCUGAUGAUUCACCGCAUCCUCAACCACAGUGUUGACAAGAAGAACAACGUACAUUACUUGAUCAAAUGGAGAGAUCUGCCCUACGAUCAGUCAACCUGGGAAAUGGAAGACAUGGAUAUUCCAGAGUUCGACACCUACAAACAGACAUAUUGGAAUCACAGAGAGCUGAUGGUGGGUGAAGAAGGCAGACCUGGCAAGAAGCUGAAGAAGCCAGUAAAAGUCAAGAAGGCAGAGCGGCCUCCUGCUAAUCCAAUUGUAGAUCCCACUAUCAAGUUUGAUCGACAGCCGGAGUACCUGGACAGCACAGGGGGCACUCUGCAUCCCUACCAGCUAGAGGGGUUGAACUGGCUGAGAUUUUCCUGGGCCCAGGCCACAGAUACGAUCCUGGCCGAUGAAAUGGGUUUAGGCAAAACUGUACAGACAGCGGUCUUCCUCUACUCACUGUACAAGGAGGGUCACUCCAAAGGUCCUUUCCUGGUCAGUGCUCCCCUGUCCACCAUUAUUAAUUGGGAGAGAGAAUUUGAGAUGUGGGCCCCUGACAUGUAUGUGGUGACCUACGUAGGGGACAAAGACAGCAGGGCUGUCAUCAGAGAGAAUGAGUUCUCUUUUGAAGGGAAUGCCAUCCGAGGUGGAAAGAAGGCAUCCAAGAUGAAGAAAGACUCAACUGUGAAGUUCCAUGUUCUGUUGACAUCUUAUGAGUUGAUAACAAUUGAUCAGGCAGUGCUGGGUUCCAUUGAAUGGGCCUGUUUGGUUGUGGAUGAAGCGCACAGACUCAAGAACAACCAGUCAAAGUUCUUCCGAGUGUUGAAUAACUACCCGCUGCAACACAAGCUGCUGCUGACCGGCACCCCUCUCCAGAACAACCUGGAAGAACUUUUCCAUUUGCUUAACUUCCUGACCCCAGAGAGAUUCAACAACCUGGAAGGCUUUCUGGAGGAGUUUGCGGACAUUGCCAAAGAGGACCAGAUCAAGAAGCUCCAUGACAUGCUGGGACCACACAUGCUCAGGAGGCUGAAGGCUGAUGUUUUCAAACACAUGCCAUCAAAGACUGAGCUCAUUGUCAGAGUGGAGCUGAGCCCCAUGCAAAAGAAAUACUACAAGUUCAUUCUAACUCGUAACUUUGAGGCCCUAAACACUCGUGGAGGAGGAAACCAAGUCUCUCUGCUGAAUGUGGUGAUGGACCUUAAAAAGUGCUGCAAUCACCCCUACCUCUUUCCUGCAGCUGCUACGGAGGCACCAAAGCUUCCAAAUGGCAUGUACGAGGGCAAUGCUCUCACAAAAUCUUCAGGAAAACUGAUGCUUCUUCAAAAGAUGAUGAGGAAACUGAAGGACGGGGGCCACAGAGUUCUGGUCUUCUCUCAGAUGACUAAAAUGCUGGACCUACUAGAGGACUUCCUGGAAAAUGAGGGAUACAAAUACGAGAGAAUUGAUGGAGGAGUCACUGGCAACUUGAGACAGGAGGCCAUCGACCGUUUUAAUGCUCCUGGUGCUCCCCAGUUUGCUUUUCUCCUCUCCACCAGAGCUGGUGGUUUGGGCAUUAAUCUUGCAUCUGCCGACACUGUGAUCAUCUAUGACUCUGACUGGAACCCCCACAAUGACAUUCAGGCCUUUAGCAGAGCUCACCGUAUUGGGCAGAACAGGAAGGUGAUGAUCUAUCGCUUUGUCACUAAAGCUUCUGUGGAGGAGAGGAUCACACAGGUGGCAAAGAAGAAGAUGAUGCUCACCCACCUGGUGGUGCGACCUGGCCUCGGCUCAAAAACAGGCUCCAUGUCCAAGCAGGAGCUCGAUGAUAUCCUCAAGUUUGGAACUGAAGAGUUGUUCAAAGAUGAAGUUGGAGAUGGGGACAACAAGGAGGAUGACAGCAGUGUGAUCCACUAUGAUGACCAGGCGAUUUCACGCUUGCUGGACAGGAACCAGGAUGCCACAGAUGACACCGAGCUUCAGAGCAUGAACGAGUACCUCAGCUCUUUUAAAGUGGCCCAGUACGUGGUUAAAGAUGAAGAUGACGAGGAGGAGGAGGUGGAAAGGGAGGUGAUCAAACAGGAAGAAAGCGUUGACCCUGAUUACUGGGAGAAAUUGCUUCGACACCACUAUGAGCAGCAACAGGAGGACCUUGCCCGCAAUCUGGGCAAAGGCAAAAGAACUCGAAAGCCGGUCAACUACAAUGACGGCUCCCAGGAGGACCGAGGUAUAAGACAGGAGUGGCAAGAGGAUCAGUCAGACAACCAGUCUGAUUACUCUGUAGCUUCAGAGGAGGGUGAUGAAGACUUUGAUGAGAGGUCUGAAGCUAACGCUCGCAGACCGAACCGCAAAGGGCUAAGGAAUGACAGGGACAAACCUCUGCCUCCACUCUUGGCCAGAGUGGGCGGAAACAUUGAGGUGUUGGGCUUCAAUGCUCGCCAGAGAAAAGCAUUCUUGAAUGCAGUGAUGCGCUAUGGGAUGCCUCCACAGGAUGCUUUCACCAAUCAGUGGCUUGUCAGGGACCUCAGAGGGAAAUCUGAGAAAGAAUUCAAAGCUUACGUGUCCCUGUUCAUGCGUCAUCUUUGUGAGCCGGGGGCUGAUGGAGCCGAGACCUUUGCAGAUGGCGUUCCACGUGAGGGUCUGUCAAGGCAGCACGUGCUUACUCGCAUUGGUGUCAUGUCCCUCAUAAGGAAGAAGGUGCAGGAGUUUGAGCAUGUGAACGGUCAGUGGUCAAUGCCUUGGAUGGCAGAGCUGGAGGAAAACAAAAGGGCUGCAGCUUUGGCUGCUGGUGAAGACCCCAAAACCCCUUCUAGUGGGACACCCGCAGACACACAGCCCAACACACCAGUCCCAGAGGAUUUGUCUAAAUCUGAGGACAAGGAAGACCUGAAGAAGGAGGAUGAGGAGGGAAAAGGAGCCAAGAAAAUGGAUGAUCCAGAGAUUAUUGAAAUCCCAGAUGAGUCGGAAAAGUCCCCUGUGAUGGAGAAGAAAGAAGGAGAUGCUGAUUCCGCUGCAGGAAAAGAGGAGAAAGAGAAGGAGACAGGAGACAGAAAUGAAGGGAAGGAGAAGGAAGCUGAAGAUGUGAGCAAAGACAGAGACAAAACUUCAGAGACAGAGAAGGAGACUCUGAGUGACGUCAAGGGUGAGGCUACAGAGAGCAAGAUGGAUUCAGACGAGUGUAAAGCUGAGGAAGGCAAGGAUGAAAAAACUGGUACUAUUUCCCCUUCAGAAGAAAAGAAAGAGCCAAAGGAGGAGAAGGACAGUUUGAAAACAGACGAGCCUGGUAAACUGCAGAACGGGGAGAAUGUGAAAGAUUCUGGAACAGCUGCGCCGGUGGUUAACGUCAGCGAAGAGAAGAAGAAAGCCACCAAGCAGAGGUUCAUGUUCAACAUCGCAGACGGAGGAUUCACAGAGCUUCACUCUCUGUGGCAGAAUGAAGAGCGGGCCGCCACCGUCACCAAGAAGACCUUUGAGAUUUGGCAUCGUCGCCAUGACUACUGGCUGCUGGCUGGUAUCAUACAACACGGUUACGCUCGGUGGCAGGAUGUGCAGAACGAUGUGAGGUUUGCUAUCCUGAACGAGCCCUUCAAAGGGGAAAUGAGCAGAGGAAACUUCCUUGAGAUCAAGAACAAGUUUCUGGCUCGCAGGUUUAAGCUGCUGGAGCAGGCGCUGGUGAUUGAGGAACAGUUGCGCCGGGCGGCCUACCUCAACAUGACUGAGGACCCAGCCCACCCCUCUAUGGCCCUCAACACCCGCUUCAGUGAGGUGGAGUGUCUCGCCGAGUCUCACCAGCACCUCAGUAAGGAGUCCAUGUCUGGAAACAAGCCUGCCAAUGCAGUGUUGCAUAAAGUUCUUAAACAGCUGGAGGAACUGCUGAGUGACAUGAAGGCUGACGUCACGCGUCUCCCCGCAACCAUCGCCAGGAUACCGCCAGUCGCCGUGAGGCUGCAAAUGUCGGAGAGGAACAUUCUCAGCAGACUGGCCAGCCGGGGCCCUGAUGUUACUGCUCAGAGCCAGUCACAGACCUCACAGAUGCAGGUGCCGCGCUGAUCGGUGACCUCAGGCACAUCACGCUCACUGACUGUGGCCAAUCGGGACUCUCCGAGGCCUCACCGCCAUGUAGCAGACGUCCUCGCCCUCAACCACCAUGUACAGCACAGUCAGGUUAGUCCUCCGCGCUCUGCACCCACAGCCCAUCGGCAUCAGCUGCCCCUCUGGACCUUGAUUUAAAUGACUGGAACUGUAGAUUUAGUACAGGAGUGAAUGGAAGAAUAGAAACGCGUCUUUCUCCUCCAGUGGCGUUAAGUUAAGUCCUCUAACCUGAGCACCGCCUCGUGACUGAACUGCAGGCAGCUUCACUGUUCUGUCUCCACAGCAGUCGAUGUAACUAAAUGUGUUAUGACGCUGAAGCGGCAGCAUGUUUGGAGUGAACUGGUGCUUUUGUAGUAACGUUUGGGUUAAUUCACAAUUCAAAGGAUUUUAUUGUGCAUCGUUACAAAAUUAUUAAAUUUUAAACUUUUUUUCCCAACUCUAAUGUCGUCCUGUGCGUGCGUGCGUGCGUGCGUGCGUGCGUGCGUGUGCGCCUGUGUGUGCGUGUGUAUGUCUUUCCUGUAUAUAUGUAUGUAUAACCUUGGCAAACCGAUGUGCAUCUCUACUGGAGACUGCCCUGACACUGAGAAAGCGUUACUGUCACUUUGGUUAGUCGUAUGUUUUACCUCUUUCUAUCCUGAUGAUGCCUGUCCCACGUCAGGUGACUCACCCCCCAACCAGCACCUUGACAUUCCUUACUGCACCACAGAUUUGCUCCAUAAAAACAUGGAUACGUAACAGCUCCGCAGCUUUUAGGUACAUGGGAUGAUUUUGAAAAUGUUCGCAAUCUUAAGUUAAUUUAAUUUCUUACUGUCUUUGGUUAUUUUGUGACAUUAUUAAAUAUCAUUAUUAUUAUUAUAAUAAUUAUUAUUAUGGUUAUCACCUUGUUGUUUUUAUUGUUGCGGUUUGUUUUUAUGGACUAAAAUAAAAUGUCAACUGUU
Molecule: messenger RNA, 7319 nt
Organism: Betta splendens (Siamese fighting fish)
Lineage: Eukaryota; Metazoa; Chordata; Actinopteri; Anabantiformes; Osphronemidae
Gene: chd4b
Product: chromodomain helicase DNA binding protein 4b
Exons: 40
Coding region: 412-6339 (1975 amino acids)
Biological process (GO): chromatin remodeling; negative regulation of transcription by RNA polymerase II
Cellular component (GO): nucleus; NuRD complex; chromatin
Molecular function (GO): histone binding; chromatin binding; ATP hydrolysis activity
Source: RefSeq, a predicted model, not a curated record